Rotaria socialis is the source of this 570-nucleotide messenger RNA. NCBI's taxonomy places the organism in Eukaryota, Metazoa, Rotifera, Eurotatoria, Philodinida, Philodinidae. The record is from the annotation of a GenBank genome assembly.
AUGUCUCUUCCAGGGUCACAACAUAUUGUUGGUACUGAUGGUAGUGAUUAUCAACAUCGCGAGUGUAUUGCUCCACAUUAUCGUGCUAGUAUAGAAAGCAAAUCUCGUUUUCGCAUAUUAAUCUAUUCUCAUUUUCUACUUGGUGUUCUUGUUUUUGUUCAUAUUCUUACAUAUCAUACGUCGUUGAUGUCAACACUAAAUGUACCACGUCCACAUCUAUGGCAAUAUAUUUGGCUGAAUAGUGUUUUCGCAUCCAUAUGUGGUCUUUUAUCGAUAAAUAAAAAUCGUAUUUUUUUAAUGAAAAUAUUUUUUCGUGGCACAGCAAUAUUUGGCUUAGGUACAAUUAUUACAACAAUAAUAAUUAAUUUAAGUGAAUUGUUCACAUUUAAAAAAUUAAAAACUAAUCAUCAAUUAGAUGAACUUGAACCACAAACAUUUCUUGGUUUCCCAUUAUUAGUACUUUGGUAUAUAUUUUUAAUAAUUACUAUUCAAAUUCAUGCAUUUAGUUUAUAUAUGGCAAAUAUUUUAUUGUCGAGUUGGGAGCAAAAUCAAAGUGCAAAGCAUCACUAG